Molecule: messenger RNA, 645 nt
Organism: Ophidiomyces ophidiicola
Lineage: Eukaryota; Fungi; Ascomycota; Eurotiomycetes; Onygenales; Onygenaceae
Exons: 3
Coding region: 1-645 (214 amino acids)
Source: RefSeq, a predicted model, not a curated record
AUGGCGGCUCCGAUGGAGGAAAGCGGCAAUAGGAUCUUCAUAUUACUCGGGGUGAUGAUCUUUGGCUUCUUGCUCGCGGGGCUAGUCUUUUGCUACAUGAUAAUCAAAGCCCGCGAGAAGUCUUUACAGCGUCAACAAGAAGACCUCUCGAGACAACAACGUGAGGGCACUGUCGCUGUCGCUGAUGCCGAACGCAGCAUCGGGUUGACAGCUCUACAGCCAGGGAGACAACGUGCUGGCACAAAAGUAAUGAAGCUCGAACAAAUCAAUGAUCUGUUUCCGAUGUUCCAGUACAAUCGGUCAAAGCAUGAAGCAUCUACGGUCAAAGGAGAAAUAGCUGCUUCUACCGACGAGGAUGUUCUCGAUUCACAAAAAAGCGAGUCUUCACUUAACGCAUCUCAGCAGCACGAAUCGGUAUCUAACAAGAAUUCUCGCUGCGAAGUUCCGGAGUCCGGGCUAUCCGAGAAUCAACCCGAUAAGCCGGCAUCUACCGAAGACUGUUGUGCCGUUUGCCUAGAUGCCAUAAAAAAAGAGAAAAAUCUGAGAAAGCUCGCAUGUAGCCACAUAUUUCACGCCGACUGCAUUGACCCAUGGCUUACGGAACGGUUCGCGCGGUGUCCUGUUUGCAAAAUGGAUAUGAUUUAA